Molecule: messenger RNA, 3225 nt
Organism: Trifolium pratense (red clover)
Lineage: Eukaryota; Viridiplantae; Streptophyta; Magnoliopsida; Fabales; Fabaceae
Product: U-box domain-containing protein 33-like
Exons: 7
Coding region: 937-2997 (686 amino acids)
Biological process (GO): protein phosphorylation
Molecular function (GO): protein kinase activity; ATP binding
Source: RefSeq, a predicted model, not a curated record
GAGCUUACCAAAACUGAGAGAAAUAAACUCUCAAGGUGGAUUCAAGAUAGGAGAAAUAAACUCCUUCAGACAGCACAAAAAUAUAUCCAUUUUUUUUUCUUCACGCACAAAAACACAAAAAUAUAAUCAAGUUAUAUUUUUGUUUUAAAUAAUAUUCCUUAAGCCCACUUCCUGAAGCUUGGAGAACAAGGCUCGUUUUGGUUAGAUGCACAUGCUUGCAUAUAUAAUUGAAGCAAAUCUUGAUUGAGAUUUGAAAUAAAAAUUCUGCACGAAAACAGAGCAUCAGGAUGCUGUACGAUCAUGCUACAACAUCUCUGUCCAGCAUCUGGCUAUAACUUGUUUUUGCAAAAUGUAGCCAACAUAAAAACCUCAACAGUACUGCACCAACUUUAGACUCUAAAGUGAGGUUGUUCAUUUUUUUUUCGAAACGAUAAAUACUAUUAAAAUUCACAUACACUAAGAGGUUUUUUGAGUUAGAUUUGAAUGAAAGUGUUCAAUCUAAUAAUAUUAACAUUGUCAUUUGAUUAAAAUUUAUGUAUGAGAUUGUUCAUUUUUACCCGAGAAAAAUAUAAAGAUUUUACCUCUUAUAAUGAUUUAAUUUGAUGAAUACAUGAGUAAGUUAAAAUUUUUAUGUAUCGUUCCAAUUUUAUCGGAUGUCUCCGAAGGGAGGGUAAGUUAAAAUUUUUGUGAUAAAUAGAAAGAGAAAAAAAAAAGAAAAAGAAGAGGGGGUGACAAGAAACAAAACCCUAAAAACAAGUAAAAUUUUAUGUGAAAAUUAAAGAGAAUAAAUAGCUUUUUUUUCAUUAAAAAAUAAAAAGUAAAUAAAUUUUAACUAUUAACAUAAAGUCAUUAUUUAUUAGUUUUUUUAAGAAAAUAUUUAAAAUCAAAUCAUCUUAUGACUUUAUUUUAUUAAUAGUGUUGGAUAACUAGUGAAAAAUGAUUGCAAUGUUGUGCUCUAUACAUGCAGUGGGAGGUAAAUUUCCAGCAAAUGCAUUGACAAGGCAAGAAGUUAAAGCAUACAGGGAAAUUGAAAGUCAAGACAUGCAUAAGACUCUAGAUUCUUAUCUUCUUAUCUGUCAAAGAAUGGGGGUGAGGGCAAAUAAAUUGCACAUUGAAAUGGAUUGCAUUGAAAAAGGGAUUAUAGAGCUUAUAUCCCAACAUAACAUACAAAACCUUGUAAUGGGAGCAGCUUCUGAUAAGUACCACUCUAGGAGGAUGACAGGUCUAAGAUCUAAGAAAGCCAUCUAUGUAUGUGAACAAGCUCCAGCUUCUUGUCAUAUACAGUUUAUCUGCAAAGGCUAUCUUAUACAGACAAGGGAUUGCAGUAUGGAUAAACUUAGAGUAGAGGGCACAUCUCCUUUGGCAAAGCAAAUGCAAAACUCUGAAGUUGGUCACUCACCUCACUUAAGAUCUAAAUCAAUUUCACAUGAUCAAGAAUUACUUCAUCAUAGAGUAAGAUCUAUGAGCUCAGUAUCUGAAAGUGGAAGGAGCAUAGCAUCAUCUGUUGCUUCUUCAGAAUGGUUUUCAACUCCACAAAGCAAGUUUGAUAACGAACCAAGUUAUAGUCCUUCACCUUCAUCAGUUGAAACUGCGGCAUCGAACACAAAUUUGAUUAGUGAUGGCAGUGAGAAUGUGUUGGACUUGAAGAGUUACCUGUCUAGUAUCAAAGAGGAGGAUCUUUAUCAUGCAUCACCUCCUAGUGUGCUGGAUGGAACAAGGGAUGAUAGUGUGUAUGAUCAACUUGAACAAGCUAUGGCUGAGGCUGAGAAAGCUAGGUGGGAUGCUUAUCAAGAAACUGUUAGGCGUCGAAAAGCUGAAAAAGAUGUCUUGGAUGUGAUACGCAAGAAUAAAGACACCAAAAUCUUGUACGAAGAAGAGGUGAAACUACGGAAAUACUUAGAAGAGGCGCUAGAGAAAGCAAAAGAAGAAAUUGAUAACAUGAGAAGCCAAAUCGAAAAAGUCAAUAAGGAACUCGAACUUGCCUUGGAUCACAAGUCAUCACCUGAGAAUCAAAUUGGUGAAGCCUCAAGAACACAAUCUCUUCAACUUUUGUCAGAGUUUUCUUUUUCAGAGAUUGAAGAAGCAACAUGUAACUUCAAUCCAUCGUUAAAGAUUGGUGAAGGCGGAUACGGAAGUAUAUUUAAAGGCAUCCUUCGUCACACCGAAGUGGCUAUAAAAAUGUUGAACCCUAACAGCACUCAAGGACCCUUGGAGUUUCAACAAGAGGUUACGGUAUUGAGCAAGUUAAGGCAUCGAAAUCUUGUCACACUUAUAGGAGCAAACCAAGAAACAAGGACUCUUAUCUAUGAAUAUUUACCCAAUGGAAGUCUCGAGGAUCAUCUCAGCCGCAACAGUAAUACCUCUCCAUUAUCAUGGCAGGCUCGAAUUCGCAUUGCGACAGAACUUUGUUCUGCACUCAUUUUUCUCCAUUCCAAUAAACCUCACAGCAUAGUGCAUGGUGAUUUAAAACCAUCAAACAUUCUUCUUGAUGUAAACUUCGUAAGCAAACUUAGCGACUUUGGAAUUUGUCGUAUAUUAUCGUGUCAAGACGAUUCUUCAAGUAACAACAGUAGUACACAGUUUUGGAUCACUAAAUUUGCAAAGGGGACUUUUGCAUACAUGGAUCCUGAAUUCUUCGGUACAGGUGAACUUGCUACAAAAUCAGAUGUUUAUUCAUUUGGAAUUGUGUUAUUGAGAUUAAUAACUGGAAAACUAGCAUUAGGGAUAAAGAAUGAAGUGUUAUAUGCAUUAAAUAAUGCCGGUGGAGAAUUGAAAUCACUUUUGGAUCCUUUGGCCGGAGAUUGGCCUAUUGCAGAAGCCGAAAAUUUGAUUCAUUUGGCUUUGAGGUGUUGUGAUAUGAAUAAAAGGAGAAGGCCAGAACUUUGUUCAGAUGUGUGGAAAGUGUUGGAACCAAUGAGAGCUUCUUGUAGUGGCGCAAUCACGAACACUUUUGGUCCUAUGUCCUGUUUGGAUAAACAACUUAAUCGAACGACUUAAAAGUGGCCACGACAAAUCACCGAGGACAAAUUCUAUGUUCCAAAUCAUAAUCUUCAUUUUGCAAUGCAUGAUUGGUUUCAAAGUCACUUAUCAAACCUUCCAUUUUUUAUUUUCUCAUUUUGAUUAAAUUGUAGCUAGUUUUGCAUGUUUAUAUAUUAAGUUUCUAGUAGAAGCAAAGCAAUUGUCAUUAUAUUUAUUUUUUUAUACCAUAGUUUAUAGCUGUCAUGG